This is a messenger RNA of Saccharomyces kudriavzevii IFO 1802, 2139 nucleotides long. It is a transcript of the gene FRE6, whose product is annotated as putative ferric-chelate reductase. NCBI's taxonomy places the organism in Eukaryota, Fungi, Ascomycota, Saccharomycetes, Saccharomycetales, Saccharomycetaceae. Gene Ontology annotation, cellular component: plasma membrane. The record is from RefSeq and is a predicted model, not a curated record. Gene Ontology annotation, biological process: copper ion import; intracellular iron ion homeostasis; iron ion transport. Gene Ontology annotation, molecular function: ferric-chelate reductase activity. The transcript has a single exon. Bases 1 to 2139 code for a protein of 712 amino acids.
AUGCGUAAGCCACUUCUGCUUCUAACGUGGUGGAUAUCGUUAGCAAGCGCUGUGAGUAUAAAGUUACCAAGCACCGAAAAGCGAGACCAUUUAGAAUACAACGCUGUGCUAGCAUGCGCAUCGUAUAUCAACACUCUGGAAUGGUCAUUCGAUAGUUCUCUUUCACCCGGGUUCUACUCUACCGUAUGCUCUUAUCCGCCGGCGUUUGAUACUUGGUCAUUAUGUACCUUUAAUUCACUCACAGACCACGCUCCUUCCACAGACAACACAAGUUUCGAAGGAAGCUUGGGCUACGUACGGAAUACCUGCUCGUUCGUCGAUGGAAAGUUUAUCAACAUUUCGUUAGAACAGUACUACUUCUCUUUGAAUAAUGCUUCCUUGCACGCUAUAGGUGACUAUAGUUCUGUUGAACACUUAUCCACAUCAAUCCGGGUCGAUUGUAAAACGAGGAACAAAUGGAUACGAGCAUUUCAUGCUCAUGCUUAUAAUUUGGAUGUCAGUAGCGUAUAUGGUACGUAUUUGAGUUACUAUUUCGUUGCAGUGGGAGUCAUCGCCAUGUUCUUCCAUAUGAGUCAUUACAAUGGGUUGAAUCGAGCGCUAUUCCGGUCUCGAUUUAUCAACUAUAUUCGAGGCCAUUUUGUAUUGCCCACAUUUUUAAUCGAUAAGCAUGCUAACCAUUUCAAGUUCAUGGAUUUGGAAGUCUUUACGGGUUUGAUGCCAAGUUCCUUAGAAUCGUGGAUUAUUAUUGGCUACUCAUUGGCUAACGUCAUAUUUUUGUCCAUAGACUACAUCAUAGAUCCAUAUAAUCUUAUUUUCCAAAACCGUCUGUCACAAUUUACCAGGUUAGUAGCCGAUAGAUCCGGGAUAUUGGCAUUUACACAGUUUCCUUUAAUCAUCAUCUUCACGGCAAGGAAUAGUUUUUUGGAAUUUCUGACAGGACUCAAAUUCAACUCAUUCAUUAGUUUUCAUAAAUGGAUCGGUAGAAUCAUGGUCUUGAAUGCAACAGUACAUUCCCUUUCGUAUUCGUUAUUUGCUCUGGCCAGCCACAGCUUUACAGCGAGCAACAAACAGUUAUACUGGAAGUUUGGCAUUGCAGCUAUAACGACGCUUUCCGUCUUGCUGAUUUUAUCACUAGGAUUGGUAAGGAAAACCCACUACGAGUUUUUCCUGUACACGCAUAUCGUAUUGGCCAUUCUGUUCUUUUAUUGUUGUUGGAAACACGUCAAGAUCUUCAAUGGUUGGAAAGAAUGGAUUGUGAUAUCCUUGAUUAUCUGGGGGUUUGAGAAAGUAUUCAGAAUUUGGAACAUUUUGCAAUUCAGAUUCCCCAAAGCUACACUAAUCAAUUUGAACACCAGCAAGAACCCUCAUGACGAAAUGUUCAAAGUAAUCAUACCCAAACAUAACCACAACUGGCAUUCCAAGCCGGGUCAGUAUUGUUUCAUUUACUUCUUACAUCCAUUGGUGUUUUGGCAAUGCCAUCCAUUCACCAUUAUCGACGAAGGAGAUAAAUGUGUUUUGGUGAUCAAACCGAAGAAUGGUCUCACAAGGUUCAUAUACAACCGGAUCUUGCAAUCAUUAAAUGGUAAGUUGCAGCUCCGAGUGGCCAUUGAAGGACCAUAUGGGCCUAGUAAUCACAAGCUGGACAGAUUCGACCAUUUGCUAUUAUUGAGCGGAGGGUCAGGCUUACCUGGCCCAUUAGACCAUGCCAUAAAACUUUCACGGGGACCCGACAAAUCAGCAAAUAUAAAUUUAAUCAUAGCGAUCAAGAAUCUUGCGUUUCUGAGUGGUUACAACUCUGAAAUCUUAGAAUUGAAGGAAAACCGAUCCCGUGUCAACGUGCAGAUAUAUCUCACGCAGAAAACUGCUGUUAUGAAGAAAGCAGAUGCACGUGACCAACUAACAAAUGUCAAUGAUUUAAUGGCCGAACUAACAAGCUUUGCCCAGAUCGAGCACACAAGACCCAAUUUUAAUGAGGUAAUCGACAAAACAAUAAGGAAAUCGAUACCAAGAGACUCUUUAGCGAUCGUAUGCUGCGGUCCGCCCGUCCUGGUCGACGAUGUAAGAAACAACGUUUCCCGAAAAAUUAUCGAUUAUCCUGAAAGGGUAAUCGAAUAUUUUGAAGAAUACCAAUGCUGGUGA